GAAAAUGGAGAGAGAGAGAGAUAGAAGACUCCCCUGUCAAGCCAGAAGGAGGAGGAAGGAAGGAUCUGAUCAAGCCCAGCGAUGGCAGCAACGGGAAUGCCGGCGAUGGCGUCGACGGAAGGUCUGCCAUGGACGCCGACGAUGGUUUCGACGACGACGACUAAGGCAGAGGGAAGUUGAAAGAUGUGAACGUCGAUGGCGGCAAGGGGAAGGCCGGCUAUGGCGGCGACGGAAAGGUCUGCCAUGGACGUGAGUGAUGGUCCUGCCGAUGAUUGCUUAG
Molecule: messenger RNA, 280 nt
Organism: Linum tenue
Lineage: Eukaryota; Viridiplantae; Streptophyta; Magnoliopsida; Malpighiales; Linaceae
Source: the annotation of a GenBank genome assembly